Messenger RNA from Dipodomys spectabilis (banner-tailed kangaroo rat), 1005 nucleotides. RefSeq names its product proline-rich protein 2-like. The record is from RefSeq and is a predicted model, not a curated record. NCBI's taxonomy places the organism in Eukaryota, Metazoa, Chordata, Mammalia, Rodentia, Heteromyidae. The transcript has 4 exons. Bases 1 to 1005 code for a protein of 334 amino acids.
AUGCGGGCGACUCCUCCUCCCGGGGUGGGGCGGGAGCCCGCGCCCCACUCCCGGGGUCCCGCGCCCCGGGUCCCGCCGCGCCCCGGCGGCUCCGCCCACCCUCGCGGCCCGGCCCGAGCGGUGUCCGUCCCGCGGGUCCCAGCCGGGCUCCCGCGGGGAGCCGGGGACGGGCUGGCCGGGCGCGCGCAGGGCCGGCGCGCGGACCCCGGGUGGCCUUCUCGGAGGAAGCGCGCUGCGGCCGGGGGCGCGGCGGGGCGCGGGGCGGACACGGAGGCGAACGUCCCGCCCCGGGACCUGGGCGCAGGAGGAGCCCCGGGCCGGGCCGCAACCCGCCCCCCCCAUCCCCGGGGCCGGCGGCCCGAACCGGUCUCGGACCGCCCCGCGCCCCGCGCCCCGCGUUCUGGACUGGGUGCUGCCCCGCCUUCCCUGGGCGCCCACAUCCGGGUCCCCGCUCGGUUCCCCGGGGUCUCCCUGGGGCAGCAGCAGGACCCCCCUCCCCACUGCGGCCUGGCCUCAGCCGGCCACUCCGCGCGCGGACCUCGCGCCGCCCAGGGCCUCCUCCGCGGCCCUCGCCGACCGCAGAUGCCGCGCAGGGCGCUGGUCACCUGUGUGCCCGCUGUGGGGGGCGCCCACGGAACCCGCGUCCCUGCCGAUGUCCACUCGAGGCUUGGAGAAAAGACCCUUCUGCGGGCGGCGGAGGGCCGCAGGGCUCCCACGGGCCGGACCGCGCCCCUCCGCCGGCCCCACCGCGGCCCUCCUCCCGGGGAGGGGGCAGGGCCCGCGAGCGUCCACAUCCUGCCUCGGGGCCGCGGCUCCCAGCGCCGAGGGGUGGACGUGAUAUUUCAAACAUCAGAUCCCCCCGAAACCGAUUGGUGGGCAUCGGCGAGCCACGUGGAGGGGAAGCGCGAGGAGUCCUCGGCGCGGGCCCGAGUGGCUGUGGGUGGGCCGCGAGCGGCGGCUGUUUAUCGGAGACGGUUUACUUUCCGGCGCGAGGUCAACAUAUAA